Triplophysa rosa is the source of this 4010-nucleotide messenger RNA. It is a transcript of the gene ntrk3b, whose product is annotated as neurotrophic tyrosine kinase, receptor, type 3b. The transcript is spliced from 17 exons. Gene Ontology annotation, molecular function: ATP binding; neurotrophin binding; neurotrophin receptor activity. The coding region runs from base 313 to 2766 and encodes 817 amino acids. Gene Ontology annotation, cellular component: signaling receptor complex; plasma membrane; axon. The record is from RefSeq and is a predicted model, not a curated record. NCBI's taxonomy places the organism in Eukaryota, Metazoa, Chordata, Actinopteri, Cypriniformes, Nemacheilidae. Gene Ontology annotation, biological process: cellular response to nerve growth factor stimulus; regulation of phosphatidylinositol 3-kinase/protein kinase B signal transduction; positive regulation of kinase activity.
ACUUCAUCCUCGUCACCCAGAGCAUCAUUGCCUUCACCAGUACUUUCCUCCAGCUUGGAGACUGAGAGCGACCCUAUCAUGGACUGUGGAAGGGAAAGUCGCGGCGAGUUGUGGCAUUUCCGCUCUUUCUUUUGAUAAAGGAAUACAUAGCAACAAUUCCGAGGAGAGUUCAUGUAGAAGCCGCUCUUAUACGACGUUCACAGGCGAGCGUCACCUUAUGUAGCCGUUUAGACAUUUAACACUCAUAUCUUCAUUCACGAUCUUCAUCAUCAUCAGCCCUGGAAGACGUCGAGUCGUUUCGGACCCAAAGUCAUGGAUGUAUGGUUCUGUUCUGCGGUUUUCACCUGGAGGUUUAUCUUUCUUUCAAGCAUCUUCCAGGGCUACUGGAGCUCCAUGCUCGAUUGUCCGCCAACAUGCAGCUGCUCGCCCACUGAAAUCUAUUGCAAUAAGUCCGACAGUGGAAAUUUCUUCCCUUUACUCGCUCUACAAGACCCGACGGGCAAUGGCAGUAACAAUAAUGACAUUGAAGAGCUCUUCAGGAACAUCACGUCCAUACACAUAGAGAAUUGGACUGGACUGCAGAUUCUGAAGGAUGUUGACAUGGAACUGUACUCUGGACUCCAGAGACUGACGAUAACGAACUGCAAUUUACGGACCGUUCAGGCACGAGCGUUUGCGCAGAAUCCUCACCUCCGCUACAUUAACCUGUCCAGGAACCCUCUAUCCACGCUCUCCUGGCAGCUUUUCCAGCAUCUUCAACUCCUCGAACUGAGGCUGGAGGGGGUGGUCUUUGACUGUGGAUGUGACAUUCGCUGGAUUCAGCUCUGGCAGCAGCGAGGAGAAGCUGGGCUACACACCCAGCAGCUCUACUGCAAGAACGGAGCAUACAAGAUUCGCCUGAGAUCAAUGAGCAUUGCCCACUGUGACCUGCCAGACAUCAGUGUUGCCCACAGUAACCUCACUGUGAUGGAGGGAGAUAACGUGACGCUCAGCUGUAACGGUUCCGGCUCUCCAUUACCUGAGGUGGACUGGACCGUGCACGGCCUUCAUUCCAUCAACACGCACCAGUCGAAUGUCUACUGGCCCAACAUUCACUCCAUCAACCUGACGCUGGUCAACGUGAGCCGGGACGACAACGGUUUCACUCUCACCUGCAUCUCUGAGAAUGUGGUUGGCAUGACCAAUGUGUCCCUUCAGCUGGCUGUGCUCUUUCCGCCUGUAAUCUUGAAGCUGGACGAGCCGGAGCGCCGCCAUCACACCUGUAUGGAGUUCACAGUGAGAGGAUUCCCUCAUCCCACACUGCGUUGGUUUCACAAAGACCGGGAGAUCCUGGAGAGCGAGUACAUCCGCACGGAAAUGGUGGACUACCAAGAUUACUUGGAAGGCUGCUUGACUUUUGAGAACCCAACGCAUUACGACAAUGGAAACUACACUCUUGUAGCCGCUAACUCCCUGGGUUCAGUCACUAAAACUGUGUACGGAUAUUUCCUAGAGCCGCCGUUCAUCGAAGAUGAAGGCAUAAUUGAGUACACUCCAUCGCCUGAAGAUGAGGCGAAGAGACCGGAAGAAGACUCGUUUGGGAUGUCGAUUGCUGUGCUUCUGGCUGGGUUCGGUUGCGUGUUCCUCAUUGCUAUUUUUGUCCUCAUCAACAAAUACAGCAGACGCAACAAAUUUGGGAUAAAAGGUCCUGUAGCAGUUAUCAGUGGGGAGGAAGACUCGGCCAGCCCCCUUCAUCACGUCAACCAUGGGAUCGUCACGCCCUGCUCUAUGGAUGCGGGACCCGAUGCUGUCAUCAUCGGCAUGAGUCGUAUUCCUGUCAUAGAGAACCCGCAGUACUUCAGACACGGACAUAACUGUAACAAGCCAACCACCUAUGUGCAGCACAUUAAGCGGAGAGACAUUGUUUUGAAGAGAGAACUCGGAGAGGGGGCUUUCGGGAAAGUCUUUCUGGCCGAAUGUUACAACCUCAGUCCCACCAAGGAUAAGAUGCUGGUAGCUGUCAAGACUCUCAAAGACCCGACGCUAGCGGCCCGAAAAGACUUCCAGCGAGAGGCUGAGCUCCUCACCAACCUCCAACAAGAGCACAUCGUGAAGUUCUACGGCGUGUGUGUGGACGGCGACCCUCUCAUCAUGGUGUUUGAAUACAUGAAGCAUGGAGAUCUCAACAAAUUUCUGAGAGCUCACGGUCCAGACGCCACGAUCCUGGUGGAUGGUCACCCGAUGCAGUCUAACGGAGAGCUCGGCCUCUCGCAGAUGCUUCAUAUCGGCACGCAGAUAGCGGCAGGGAUGGUGUACCUGUCCUCUCAGCAUUUCGUGCACCGUGACCUGGCCACCCGCAACUGCCUCGUGGGGAACGGGCUGCUGGUGAAGAUCGGAGACUUCGGGAUGUCCAGAGAUAUUUACAGUUCAGAUUACUAUCGGGUGGGAGGCCACACCAUGCUGCCCAUACGCUGGAUGCCUCCGGAGAGCAUCAUGUACCGGAAGUUCUCCACGGAGAGUGAUGUAUGGAGCUUCGGAGUCAUUUUGUGGGAGAUCUUCACUUACGGAAAACAGCCAUGGUUUCAGUUAUCUAACAGCGAGGUCAUUGAAUGCAUUACUCAAGGUCGGGUUCUAGACAGGCCUUGCCUGUGUCCUAAAGAAGUGUACGACCUCAUGUUAGGCUGCUGGCAAAGAGAGCCGCAACAACGACUGAACAUCAAAGACAUUCAGAAGGUCCUUUACGCUCUGGGCAAAGCCACUCCUGUCUACUUGGACAUCCUCGGCUGAGACGGGCGCUGCCGGUAUCCAAUCCAGGAGUAACCAAACGAUCCCCGCAUCGACUGGAAGAACACUUCGGAGAAGAACUUUAAGUGCCUGCAACCUUUUUUUCGAUACACUGGGUAUACAUAAAACGAAAAAAUAUUUAAAAACAAACUUUUACAUUUUGUUUACUGGUACAGUAUAUAGUGUACAGAAUUAUUCUACAAAGAUGACGAUUUUCUUAAAGUGAUGGAGAAAUUGCGCUAGGAACGUGUUGCCUUCGGUGUGGCGGCGCCGUGUUUGAGAAGCGACGAUUUUCAGUGUUUCAUUUUAUAGACAUAUAUACACAUAUAUAUGAAUAUAUUUUUAUUUAUCCGCUUUCAGUUUGAAGGUGAAGUAUGGGUGCCUGUCGUGUUUAGUGCUGUUGAUAUAUUAUCUUUUCGAGAUGGCUGCUCUUUGGUUGCGCUCUGCUACUGGGAUUACGUGAGGAAAGCCUUAUUAUUGCGAUUUUUUUUGUUUUGUUUUGCCGAUGCUGCGUUCAGCAUCUUUUCUCUUAUUUGUCUCGCAACUUUAAUUUCAUGAUACACAGCUCUCGAGCGGGCGACUUUGAAUCUUUAGCAUACUAAAACGUUGAUAUAUUUUCAUUGUAUGUGAUUGUAUAUACUGUACAUUUAUAUACUUGUCGACCUGUUAACUUAUUUUUUUAUGUGUUUGGUUUUUUUUUCAACACAAGGCUUGUGAUGUACACUUUGUAAAGGGCCAGCCAGGAGAGAAUAUAAAUAUCACACGGUAUCUUAAAGCGAGCUCUCGCAGCUCUUUCAAAUACAGGGUCUAAUAUCGUUUGGGCGAAGAUGUUUUCCACCCGUCAUGGCCGAGUCUAUAAAAUACUUUGCAUCACCAAAACUCAAUGUGGUACAAUAGGAACUGAAUAGCAGGCUUGACGUCACUCGCAUCCUAAAAUGCCACCUGUUUAAAUUAAUGUUUCGCAGUCUUCAUAGCAUUCAAUAUCAAUGCCAUCGCAUCUAAAGUUAUAACAAUUUCAUGAUGUAGUUGUCUGUAGCUAAAACAGUUCUUUGUUAUUUGAGGGGCUGUUCUUCUGAGAUGUUCGUCGACGCAACGCCAAAUCUUUUGGACAUCAGGAGUUCGAUGGCGACGGAUUCUCUUGCCGCUUUGCAGUACCACAGAUAUUUGCAAACGACAUAUAAAAAUGUAUGUUUAGAUUAAGUAUUAAAUAAAUAUCAGAACCUCGUCAGUUCAAGUCUUCUCUGCUC